CUCCGGGGAAUAAUGAGUGUCUGUCAGGCCGUCCCCGGGUGACUGGGCGGGGCGGGGCGGAGGCGGCGCGGGAGGCGGGGGUGGCGGGGGAAGGGCGCAGGGCGGGGUGCGUGUUUGCGCGAGUGACUCGGCCGACCCCUCCGGCGGCUGCCUCCACCCAAGUGGGUGGGGACCCGCCCAGCCCGGGCGGCCGCGGCGGCUCCCUCUCCCCUCCCUGACCCUCCCACCCUGGGUCCCAGCCUCUACUUACCCCGCCAGCCCCGGGAGGCUCGCAGAGCGAGCGGCGCCGGCGUCAUGUGACUGCCCGGAGUUGGUGCCAGGAGCCAGAGGGGAGCCAGGAGCGGAGCCGCGCGGAGCCGGGGCCCGAGCCGGAGCGCAGCGCGAGCGCCCGCCGCACGCGCGCCCGUCCCCGUUCCUGUCCCCGUGCCCUGCGGCCGCCACCGCCACCCGGGCUGGCGCGCUGACAUUACUGCAUUCGCGGGGUUCAAGGCGGCUCGGAUCUGGGCCUUUAUUUCUCGUCUGCAGCGCUCAGAACCGCGCCUCGAAAAGCCAAACACCAGAGCACCCUAGAAAGCCGAACUAAAAGAAUGCUCAUGUUUGAUCCAGUCCCUGUCAAGCAAGAGGCCAUGGACCCCGUGUCAGUGUCAUACCCAUCCAAUUACAUGGAGUCAAUGAAGUCCAACAAGUACGGCGUCAUCUACUCCACACCGUUACCGGAUAAGUUCUUCCAGACCCCGGAGGGCCUGUCGCACGGGAUGCAGAUGGAGCCGGUGGACCUGACCGUGAACAAGCGCAGUUCCCCGCCCUCUGCGGGCAGUUCUCCUUCCUCGCUGAAGUUCCAGCCCUCGCACCGGAGAGCCUCGCCCGGCCUGAGCAUGCCCUCUUCCAGCCCGCCCAUGAAGAAGUACUCGCCGCCUCCCCCGGGCGUGCAGCCCUUCGGCGUGCCGCUGUCCAUGCCCCCGGUGAUGGCCGCCGCCCUGUCCCGCCACGGCAUCCGCAGCCCCGGGAUACUGCCCGUCAUCCAGCCCGUCGUGGUGCAGCCGGUCCCCUUCAUGUACACCAGCCACCUCCAGCAGCCGCUCAUGGUCUCCUUGUCGGAGGAGAUUGAGAACUCAAAUAGCAGCAUGCAAGUACCUGUAAUUGAAUCAUAUGAGAAGCCUAUAUUACAGAAAAAAAUUAAAAUAGAACCUGGGAUUGAACCACAGAGGACAGAUUAUUAUCCUGAAGAAAUGUCACCCCCUUUAAUGAACUCAGUGUCCCCCCCGCAAGCACUGUUGCAAGAGAAUCACCCGUCGGUCAUAGUGCAACCAGGAAAGAGACCUUUACCUGUGGAAUCUCCGGACACCCAAAGGAAGCGCAGGAUCCACAGAUGUGACUAUGACGGAUGCAACAAGGUGUACACGAAGAGCUCUCACUUGAAAGCGCACAGAAGGACACACACAGGAGAAAAACCCUACAAAUGUACAUGGGAAGGAUGCACAUGGAAGUUUGCUCGGUCUGAUGAACUGACAAGACAUUUCCGAAAACAUACUGGAAUUAAACCUUUCCAGUGUCCAGACUGUGACCGCAGCUUCUCCCGCUCUGACCACCUUGCCCUCCAUAGGAAACGCCACAUGCUAGUUUGAAUGGCUCCGUCCCCCGCCUCAGCGUGGCUCCCCACUCUCCCGGCUCUCUCUGUCCUCCUUCCCAUGAUCUAACUCAUUUUUUACAUGUACAUUUUAAUUUGGAUUCAGCUGGUCUGAAUCUCUGAAUUUAUAUCAUUCAAACUUCCAUAUGGUCAGUAGUAGAUGUUCUCUAAUUCUCCUCUCCUUACCACGGGUCAGACCUAAAGAAUGUGAACACUUUUUUUUUUUUUUUUUUUUUUCCGGGGAUGCUAAGCAAACCCUUCUUACAGAUACGUUUAAUGUAAUGAGAACAAGGGAACAUGUAAACUUAAAAUAACCAAUUGUCGGUUUCUCCAUGUAUUUCUCAAAAGAAUGUCAAAGUAAAUGUAUUAGAAAUACAGUAUCCAGCCUGCAAAUCCUUGCCAGGGACGUUCAUACCUCUGUGCCCUGUGAUCGUAUUUUGUGCUCGCCAGCAAGAAGGGUGGACCCUCUCCCAGGCUAGGUAGACAUGCAGCGAGAUUUCAGGUAGGACCAUCCAUCCACUCUUCUUCCCUUCCAUUGCCCUUCACGAAUCCUGCUUGUCAACUUGGAUUUAUCAUGUCCUCUAAAUUAAGUCCUUGAUACUCCUUUGUGCCUGCAGCUAACAAGGAGGUCUUUGCCACCCCUGGAGCUGAGCCAGAGCUGCUGAUUUAGGCGGGUGAUGUCUGUCAGUGAAGGGCUGAAUGCUCUCCUUGCCCAGCAGAGAGUCAGAACAAAGGGGCAUGGUGCAGGGGAGAAGUGGUGGGGGCGAGGGAGGAAGCCUUCCUUCUAGGCGAGGGCUCUCUGGUGAGGUUUCAUCAUAGGGUUCACUGCGCAAGGCAUCCCCAGAGCUUCAGUCUCUAUGCUCAACUGUGCAGAAGCAUACAGCAAAGCCGAAAAUGGAGAGAGUUAUCCCUGCCCCUGUCACCAUUCCUCUGAUGUCCUUAACAUGGAUCAUCGAGCAUUGAUUGUCGGGACACCACAAAAAUAUUUUGCCCAGUAAUGGUAAAAAAAAAAAAAAAAAAAAAAUCUUUUGGGUAAGAAUAUGGAUGGCCUUUUACCCAACCUACUUACAGCUUUUUUUUUUUGGCAAACAGGGAAACGUUGAGGGGUAAUUGUAUUCCCAUAUCAAAUUACUCAUACAGCUUUUAUACAGAAACUCUUCUGUGUGAACCAUAGGGUGCCAAGUGGACUGUCAUUUGUGUUUGUGAUGCAUACCGUAAGUAUCUGCUAAUGCUUUAGUGGAUGCAUUCAAUGUAAGACCUGAGUAACAAGAUUUGUAAAUAUAACUAGUUGUGAAGCACAUAUACAUUCGGGGGACAGAUUUCUGAAAAACAAAACAAAACAAAAACGAAAAAACAGAAAACCACAGUUCAGGGAUUCAUAUCUUUAGAGCUCCAGAAUUCCCCAACAUUUACUGUUCUAAAGAGCUGGAAAUCGAUCACUAUCAAGUAUCCCCUCAGAAGAAGCUGAAAAUGACUCGUGUUUAUGUUAAAGAUAAAUAGCGCCAUUAUUCGGGGGAAGUUUUGUGUUUAGUUUUUGUUUUUGUUUUUCAAAAGCUGGCUUUUGAGCACCAUAGUCUAAAUGCCAAUAAAAAUAAUUCAUGCGUAGAAAUGUCAUUGGUUCUAAAUUUGAAGAAAGUGGGUGACGGUGGUCAAAUGUGGGUGCAUAUAACCAAAUGCGCCUUCAUCCCUCGAUAAAGGACGGAAGAGAAGAGAGAAGAAUGGAAUCCUGAAGAUUCAUCCCAGCCGCAACUCAGGAUCCAACACAACCUAAACUGGGAGGAAUACACUGUUCAAUUGUUUUUUAAAACAUCAGUGAAUGAGUGAUUGUGGAGGUCUGCAAAUCGUGUGGGGAGCUUACUUUGAUGGCGCUAUGUUAAUAAAAGUUAGUUGUAGGGACUGUGCACCUAAGAUAUCCCACUCAUCAGCCCUCUGAACCAGCUGAAAGGAAAUGUAGUUGAGAAAUGCAAAGUCAUUUGUUACCUUCUUGGCACUUGGUUUUUAUUUUCUUUCUUUCUUUUUUUUUGUAAGCACUGCGAAAUUUGUUUAGAAUAUUAAAACCUCCUAAUUGGG
This is a messenger RNA of Zalophus californianus (California sea lion), 3697 nucleotides long. It is a transcript of the gene KLF3, whose product is annotated as Kruppel like factor 3. Lineage: Eukaryota; Metazoa; Chordata; Mammalia; Carnivora; Otariidae. Bases 588 to 1625 code for a protein of 345 amino acids. Gene Ontology annotation, molecular function: DNA-binding transcription factor activity, RNA polymerase II-specific; RNA polymerase II cis-regulatory region sequence-specific DNA binding. Gene Ontology annotation, biological process: regulation of transcription by RNA polymerase II. The transcript is spliced from 6 exons. The record is from RefSeq and is a predicted model, not a curated record.